Molecule: messenger RNA, 963 nt
Organism: Acanthamoeba castellanii str. Neff
Lineage: Eukaryota; Discosea; Longamoebia; Acanthamoebidae
Exons: 5
Coding region: 1-963 (320 amino acids)
Source: RefSeq, a predicted model, not a curated record
AUGGAGUCCAUCACAGAGGCGAAGAGGAUCCGCACAAUUGCGCACGACACACCGAGCAUUUCUACCUUUAUCGCCAGCAAUGUGUACCUUCCGCAGCUCGUGGCACUUCUUGAGGACGAAGAUGACGAGGCUGUGGCGAUCGCUCUCGAGGUGAUCAACUUCCUCGUCUCGGAAUCGAACGCCGCCAAUCGACGGAGGAUCGCCAGCGAGAAGAACCUCUUGUCGCGAGUACAGGAGAUGAUGAUGGACAUCUCCCUCGACGCCAAGGUCAAGUCGCAUGCCAUCAAGACCUACACAAACCUCCAGGCCUACCAAUCAUCAGGCUCCAGCGACGAACUGACGACCUCGACACCGUCGGUGGCUGCCUCCACCAAGGAGGUUGAUGCGGAUGUGAUUAACGAAGAGUUCCCCAACCAGCAAGAAGAGAACAAGCCUGCUGCGAGUGCUGUCCCUCAGGGAGGCCCUACGAUGUCAAUCUUCCGCACCGCCGCGGCUGGCCCAGCAGGUCGCAGCGCCACAGUUGGCUUUGGUGGCGCUGCUCCCGGGUUGGCACUCUUCUCUUCGUCGGUGUCCAACCGACUUGCCACGGCACAGACGUUCACCGUCUUCGUCAAGGGUCUCCAGAACCGGCCAGACAACAAGGCAGCUCUGGAGAAGAAGUUGCUGUCCGUAAAGGGCGUCAUCUCGUUCUCUAUCUUUGAGGAAAAGGCCGUUGUGCGUGCUAUCAUCAGCGAACAGGAGCUUCUGAAGUCAGUCCGAGAGAUUACUGGCCUGCAGGUCGCCAGUUCGAUGCCGGGCCUAGACGACAAGGAGAACUCGUCACCGCAGUACCUCCAGCGUGAGAGGACCAGGGACGCGGGCAACAAGGGCAAGAUCGUCGUGCAGGACUACAACAAGGACAAGGGCGACGAUGCCGCCGCCAACGGGUGGUUCGGUCGAGUCGCUCGUGCGCUCUGGGGCUGA